Messenger RNA from Chinchilla lanigera (long-tailed chinchilla), 4822 nucleotides. RefSeq names its product kelch-like family member 29 (gene Klhl29). The record is from RefSeq and is a predicted model, not a curated record. Lineage: Eukaryota; Metazoa; Chordata; Mammalia; Rodentia; Chinchillidae. The transcript is spliced from 13 exons. Gene Ontology annotation, molecular function: protein binding. Bases 208 to 2835 code for a protein of 875 amino acids.
CCAAGCCCAGCAGGCGGGAGGGCAGAGGAGAGCGCAGGGGCAUGGCCUGCGGGGGUGCGCAACAAGGAGGUUUCGAGAUGCUGUUCUGACCUGCCCGGACCCGAGAAGUGCGGAGAGGAAAAGCAGCUGGGAGGCCCGGUGAUGGAUGUUCGCGGCUAACGGGUCCGGGCUCUGUUUCCCUGCGAGAAGCUGCCACGGCCCACGGAGAUGUCCCGGCACCACAGCCGGUUCGAAAGAGAUUACCGGGUAGGCUGGGACCGCCGUGAGUGGAGCGUCAACGGGACCCAUGGGACCACCAGCAUCUGCAGCGUCACCUCAGGAGCCGGUGGCAGCACAGCCAGCAGCCUCAGUGCCCGGCCCGGCCUCCUGCCACUGCCUGUGGUACCCUCCCGGCUGCCCACACCGGCCACGGCCCCCGCUCCCUGCACCACAGGUAGCAGCGAGGCCAUCACCAGCCUUGUGGCCAGCUCUGCAUCUGCGGUUACCACCAAGGCUCCUGGCAUCUCCAAAUCGGACAAUCAGUCCCAGGGACUGGCGACCAGCAUCCGGUGGGGGCAGACGCCCAUCAAUCAGUCCACGCCCUGGGACACUGACGAGCCACCCUCUAAACAGAUGAGGGAGAGCGACAAUCCAGGCACGGGGCCAUGGGUGACCACAGUGGCCGCGGGGAGCCAGCCCGCCCUGAUCGCACACUCCUAUGGAGUGGCCCAGCCUCCCACCUUCAGCCCAGCUGUCAACGUCCAGGCCCCAGUCAUUGGGGUGACCCCCUCACUGCCUCCCCACGUGGGGCCCCAGAUCCCGCUGAUGCCGGGCCACUACUCGCUCCCGCAGCCGCCCUCCCAGCCGCUGAGCAGCGUGGUGGUGAACAUGCCUGCCCAGGCCCUGUAUGCCAGCCCUCAGCCCCUGGCCGUGUCCGCGCUGCCCGGGGUGGGGCAGGUGGCCCGCCCAGGACCCACCGCCGUGGGCAACGGCCACAUGGCGGCGCCCCUGCUGCCUCCACCGCCGCCAGCCCAGCCAGCAGCCACUCUCCCCAACAGCGCCCCUGCCACCAAUGGGCCCCCGACAACCGACUCGGCCCACGGGCUGCAGAUGCUGCGCACCAUUGGCGUGGGGAAGUAUGAGUUCACCGACCCGGGGCACCCCAAAGAAAUGUUGAAGGAAUUGAACCAGCAGCGCAGAGCGAAAGCGUUUACAGACCUGAAAAUUGUUGUUGAAGGCAGAGAGUUUGAAGUCCACCAAAAUGUUCUAGCUUCCUGCAGCUUGUAUUUCAAGGACCUGAUUCAAAGGUCCGUGCAGGACGGCAGCCAAGGCAGCCGAGAGAAGCUGGAGCUGGUGCUGUCUAAUCUUCAGGCCGACGUGCUGGAGCUGCUGCUGGAGUUUGUCUACACUGGCUCCCUGGUUAUCGACUCAGCCAACGCCAAGACCCUGCUAGAGGCAGCCAGCAAGUUCCAGUUCCACACCUUUUGCAAAGUCUGUGUGUCCUUUCUCGAGAAGCAGCUGACCGCCAGCAACUGCCUGGGUGUGCUGGCCAUGGCCGAGGCCAUGCAGUGCAGUGAGCUCUACCACAUGGCCAAGGCCUUCGCGCUGCAGAUCUUCCCCGAGGUGGCGGUCCAGGAGGAGAUCCUCAGCAUCUCUAAGGACGACUUCAUCGCCUACAUCUCCAAUGACAGCCUCAACACCAAGGCCGAGGAGCUGGUGUAUGAGACAGUCAUCAAGUGGAUCAAGAAAGAUCCUGCAUCACGGGCACAGCACGCAGCUGAGCUCCUGGCCGUGGUUCGCCUCCCCUUCAUCCACCCCAGCUACCUGCUCAAUGUCGUGGACAAUGAGGAGCUGAUCAAGUCCUCAGAGGCCUGUCGGGACCUGGUCAACGAGGCCAAACGCUACCACAUGCUGCCCCAUGCCCGCCAGGAGAUGCAGACGCCCCGAACCCGGCCCCGCCUCUCGGCAGGUGUGGCCGAGGUCAUCGUUUUGGUUGGGGGUCGUCAGAUGGUAGGGAUGACCCAGCGCUCGCUGGUGGCUGUCACCUGCUGGAACCCGCAGAACAACAAGUGGUACCCCUUGGCCUCGCUGCCUUUCUAUGACCGGGAGUUCUUCAGCGUAGUGAGUGCCGGGGACAACAUCUACCUCUCAGGUGGGAUGGAAUCUGGGGUGACAUUGGCCGAUGUCUGGUGCUACAUGUCCCUGCUCGAUAACUGGAACCUGGUCUCCAGAAUGACAGUCCCACGCUGCCGGCACAACAGCCUUGUCUACGAUGGGAAAAUUUACACCCUGGGGGGACUUGGCGUGGCGGGCAAUGUGGACCACGUGGAGAGGUACGACACCAUCACCAACCAGUGGGAGGCAGUGGCCCCCCUGCCCAAGGCAGUGCACUCGGCAGCAGCCACCGUGUGUGGCGGCAAGAUCUAUGUGUUCGGCGGGGUGAAUGAAGCAGGCCGAGCUGCGGGCGUCCUCCAGUCGUACGUGCCACAGACCAACACGUGGAGUUUCAUUGAGUCCCCAAUGAUCGACAACAAGUACGCGCCUGCAGUCACGCUCAAUGGCUUCGUGUUCAUCCUGGGUGGGGCUUAUGCCAGAGCCACCACCAUCUAUGACCCAGACAAAGGGAACAUCAAGGCAGGCCCAAACAUGAAUCACUCUCGCCAGUUCUGCAGUGCCGUGGUGCUCGAUGGCAAGAUUUACGCAACCGGAGGCAUCGUCAGCAGCGAGGGGCCUGCCCUGGGCAACAUGGAAGCCUAUGAGCCUACUACCAACACAUGGACCCUCCUUCCCCACAUGCCCUGCCCUGUGUUCAGACACGGCUGCGUGGUGAUAAAGAAAUAUAUUCAAAGCGGCUGACAUCAGCAGAAAGCCCAUGACAAGACAGUGGACAAGUCUGGUGAGGCAAAUGCUAUACACAAUGAUAAUUUUCAGCAACACCAAUAAGAGGCCAAUAAAACCCAACCAAGGAACUCACUGCGCUAAACAUUUUGAAUACUCUACAUUGAAUGUAGAAAAUCAUCCUUGCCUUUGGGUGGCGCAGGGGCACAGUGCUCAAGGCCACAGGAAGCGGAACGCGACAGCCAGGGCUCGCUGGCUCCUGUGGAGGCGCUUGCUCCGAACAGGGGCGCUCGCUCUGCCCGGUGCAAUAGUUUCACAUAUUUUUCAACUGGGAGAGAGAAGCUGUUUUUUUCCUUCCUGCAGAGCAAGCUUGAUCCCUAAACCAUCAUCGAUCAGUUACCUUACGACAAUAUUAAGCAUCAGGCUCUUUGGGAAUAAGAUCAAAGUGUCCUUACCACUUUGAUUCCUACUUUCGUUUUUUAAUCAAUCUACACUUUCAGUGGCCGAGAGAAAACGGGGGACAGGACUAUGCAGCAAGGCCUAGGCUGCUGGUCCCUGCCAGGACUGAAGAGAAAUCCAGCCGCCCACACAGAGCCAGGGGUGGCAGCCGCAGGGACUGCUGGGGAGACGUCAUCUGUCCUUCGCGGGGUUUUCUACCAUGUUUUUGCUGGAGAAGGACAAGAUGGCUGUGCUAGCUUUCUCUUAUCCAAUAUGAAUUAUUUAGAUUUCCAAGGCAUUUUCUUGAUAAACAAAAGGCUAUUUUUAAGUACUGAGAGAAGGCGGAGGCCACAAGAGGGAUGUUGUUGUGGGAAAUCCCAAAGCUCUUUGUAGGUAGUGCCAGAGGGGGUAUUUGCUCUCGUUUUUCUAUGUGCAGAAUAGAGGAUCUCUCCUGGGGUGGGCCAUGCCCCCGCUUUAUUUUUGGAAACAGUAUCUCCCAGACAGCCCUGCCAGGACUGUGCGUCACAGAGGCACCGUCAGAGGAAGAAGGGCCUAUCUAGAAGGACACAGUUGUGGCUCCUGACCCCAGUCCAACUCCCUCCAUGAGGGAGGGAGGACCCAGGCCAGGGGGAAGGGAUGGAGUGAGGGAGGGAGAAGAAAUGUCUACAAAGCACAGGAGACUAUUUUUGAUAUUUAUAGCUAUAUAUUAAGGCACCUGCCACAAGAGCUCUCAGGAUGGGGACAGCCUUCUUAGACGAGCCAUGACAGCCAAGGCCUGAAGGGCGUGAGCAGAAUCACUCUUCUAGUGGCAUAUUAACCGGAAGAAAGGGAAGCCAGGAGGGAGGACAUGCUGAGGCUCAGAGGAGGAAGGCCUUAUACGCUGGUCCUUAGACCCUCAAACCUCACCCGGUCGGUCAUCAGUUUCCAUUCCAGGGCAGGAAGCAGGCCACCGCCACCACGCUGUUUAGUUGAAGUUGGUACCAAAUACACAUAUACCAUUUUUCUAUCUGGGAAGUCAGCUCACCAUCACUUCAUGAGAAGAAUCAUUUCUAAGGAGAAAGAGAACAUGCUUCCAUCGCUCAGUGUUUGCUGACACAAAAUUCUAAGCCUGAUGUUGGGCACCAACUUCUAGCACUACAAGUGUGGCUCCCACUUGGACAAGAUACCGAGCUUCGUUAUGCAGUUUUUAAUAUUAUUUAUUAUUUUAAAAAGUAAUAAGCACAAAACUACAUACAUUGUAUGUCAUUUAAAGUAUUUAUGUCAAACAGGGUGCAAGUGUGAACCCAAGGACUGGAGCACAAAUUCCUAACUGCCUGGGGCAGGGCUAACGUUAGCAUUGGUGUGUGUCUGCCUCCAAGGGAGGUGCUAGUGGUCACCAAGACUCCACAGAUGACACUGAAAUUCCAUUUCUCUCCUCAUCUAUCACACUGGAGCAAAACUGGCUAUUUCUGUGAAUGAUAAAACAGGGUUCUCUGUAAUGGUAUUGUACAUAGUAUAUGUUUAUUGUUAAGUUCUUGUUAUAUUAUAAUAAAUAUAUUUAUAGAUCUAGACUCAGAAGCCAAUGAGA